GGGGUAAAAGUUUUAAGUGAAGAUUUUUUUGAUUGCUACACAAGUGACAGCUGCAUGCUUAGCUUUUAAGAGCGAGCUACUUCUCCUUGCCAUGGCUGUAUUCUUCUCAUCUUUAAGUCCUCAACGAACUUGAGCAGGCAAUUAGGCUCUUGUCUUUGGGACGUGGACACACAGCACCCCAUACCAUCUCUGUUGUUUGAAAGCCGAGCCUGUUAUUUUUGAAGUGGAACAAGAUGGGCGACAAAACGCCCAAGAAGGAGGAGCGUGGUAGUGAUGAAGUCAUCCGGACCCUUUUUCUAUCGGGUCUGCCUCCAGAUGUCAAAGAUAGAGAGCUGUACAUUUUAUUUCGCCCCUUUGAUGGAUAUGAAAGUUCACAAGUGCAACUCACCUCACGAUCACCUCAUCCUGUAGGGUUUGCGGUGUUUGUGGAUCAGGCGUCUGCUCUGAUAGCAAGGGAUGCUCUCAAU
Chara braunii is the source of this 467-nucleotide messenger RNA. The record is from the annotation of a GenBank genome assembly. NCBI's taxonomy places the organism in Eukaryota, Viridiplantae, Streptophyta, Charophyceae, Charales, Characeae.